AAUUGUUUCUAUAAGCCUGAUAUAAUUUUGAUACCAGACUUUCCAGACACACCCAUCACCUGAAUGACAUUUUUCGAAAAAUUCCAAUUGUUAUCAACUUCCUUUGUUUUUGUUGCGAAACCACGCGACUUAAAUGUUGUGAUCACUGCUUUAUCAACUAGGAAUUGUUUUCGGAAGCUGAUAAGAUUUGAACUAUAUACGCAUUAAAUAAAUAGUGCAGUUAUAACUAAAAGUAUAUAAAUAUAGUAAUCCUGCCAACAGUUUCAUUUUGUGAGUAGCUUUUAAACUAAAAUGUUGUUCAAGAGUUUGAUUUUAUUAAGUGCUUUAGUGUCUGUGGCUCAUUGUGAUCCUCGACUUAGAUUCAUCUUUUACUAUGGAUCUACUGAUUUUAUGGAAACUGCAGAGUUCAGUGCAACUAAUUUAGAAACUUUGCAUGCACAUCCAGCCUUUCAACGAAAUAUUAAGACAGUAAUGUUCCAUUAUGGAGUUGGACAGUCGGUUUCAUCAAAUCCUGUCUUUGAUAUUAUCACAUCCUACUUGUUCAACCGAGAAUACAAUUUUGUCGUGAUUUCUUAUGAGAAUAAUAAUGUUGUGUCCACUGAUACUGCUGUUGAUCUCGCUGAAGGAAUCGCAUCAGCUCUUAUUCGUCUCUUUGAUGUUGGCUAUAGUUCUGGGAACAUGAAUCUUCUCGGUUUCUCACUCGGUGCUCAAAUCGUUGCUAGAGCUUCACGUCGUGUACAAGCCAUCAGUAACCGUAGACACAUCAUUGGACGCUUAACAGGAUUAGAUCCAUUUAAUAUUGGACCAAUCUCAGCUGUUAGAAUUGGACGAAUGAGCUCAGCUGAUGCACAAUGGGUUGAAUCGAUUCAUACAGAAAAUCCAAAUCGUGGUGAUCAUUUAUCGACUGGACAUGUUCAAUUUUACUUUAAUGGUGGAAUUAGUCAGCCACAAUGUACUCAAAUCAGUCCAAUUUCUCGUUGGGAUUGCAGUCAUGACUUUGCAUUAAUAUACUGGGCUGAGUCAGUUAGAUCAACAGUUCUUACAUUCCCAGCCCUUCAAUGUUCAACUUGGGAACUUUACACUGCUGGAUCAUGCAAUAGUAAUAGCAUUGGACAUAUGGGAAGAACAACAGAGUCUAAUUUAAGAGGUGCAUACUUUUUGAGAACCAGUUUAACUCCACCAUAUGCUAGAAAUACAGCAUUACCUUAAAAAUCAUAAUCCCUGCAUGUGUAUGGAAAAAUCGAGAAACUAUCGACGUCACAAAUUUAAUCCUCAUUAUAAGCAAUAAUUUAUUAAGAUAAGAUAUUUUUAUGAAUGAAGUCGCUUAGUAAAUACAAUAAAUGUUAUCUGGAAUGAAGUUUAUUU
Messenger RNA from Chironomus riparius, 1365 nucleotides. The record is from the annotation of a GenBank genome assembly. NCBI's taxonomy places the organism in Eukaryota, Metazoa, Arthropoda, Insecta, Diptera, Chironomidae.